CUCAGAUAUUUGCGAUUUACGAUUUACAGUACGGUGUACUCCAGUUUGUUAAAGUCCUGAAAAAUCUUUUGUGAGGAUUGCCGAUUGCGAUCUAUCUUAAUUGUAGACUCUUUAUGUUGAACCUGAUAGUUCUAAACUUUUAAUUUAUUUUAACAGUUAGUCUACAUUGUUUGAUGGUAACGGUAAUUACGGAUGCAAGCCUGUGACUUAUUUGCUCACUGAUUAAUAUACUUACAUCGUAAACCCCAUUGGCAAGAAUCAGGCAUUUUUCGUUUUCUUUUUGACUCUCCACUCUUCGUCAGGGAACCAUGCCUCGCAUUCUUAUCAAAGGUGGUAUUUGGCGCAAUACCGAGGAUGAAAUCCUCAAGGCAGCUGUUAUGAAAUAUGGAAAAAAUCAGUGGUCCCGUAUUGCCUCUUUACUGCACAGAAAAACUGCCAAGCAGUGUAAAGCUCGCUGGUACGAAUGGUUGGAUCCCAGCAUUAAAAAGACGGAAUGGAGUCGAGAGGAGGAAGAGAAACUACUGCAUUUGGCCAAACUGAUGCCCACACAAUGGCGAACCAUCGCUCCAAUUGUCGGCCGAACGGCGGCGCAGUGUUUAGAGCACUACGAGCAUCUUCUCGAUCAAGCGCAAAAGAAAAGUGAAGGUGACGAUGAUGCGUUGGAUCCCCGAAAACUGCGUCCCGGGGAAAUCGACCCGAACCCAGAAACCAAACCCGCACGUCCCGAUCCGAAGGAUAUGGACGAGGAUGAACUGGAGAUGCUGUCGGAAGCCCGUGCGCGGUUGGCCAAUACACAGGGCAAAAAAGCCAAGCGGAAAGCCAGGGAAAAGUCGUUGGAUGAAGCAAGACGCUUAGCGUCGUUACAGAAGCGACGGGAAAUGCGUGCGGCGGGUAUUCGUGUACGGCUGAUUAAAAAGAGUAAACGGAUGACCGUGGAUUACCACGAAGAAAUCCCGUUUGAGAAAAAGACGCCCAAAGGUUUCUAUGACACGAAAGAGGAGAACGAAUUAAUUAACACUAAAGAAUUCAAAAGAUUGAAUCCAAGAGAACUGCAGCCGGAACCGAAAUCAAUAACCGAAGCGCGAGAACGCAAGAAAGAUGCGGAAAAGAUGAAGAAGCGCAAGGAAAAUGAAAUGCCAGACGCAUUUUCUAAUCAGCCGGUCGUUAAGCGCGGUAAACUUGUGCUGCCCGAACCACAGAUUACGGAUAAGGAACUCGAUGAGGUUGUCAAACUGGGUCGGGCAACGGAGGCGUUCCGGGAUGCGUCUAAAGAAGGAUCCGAAGCGUCCCAGGCUUUGUUAUCGGAUUAUUCUGCUACUCCCAGCGUUCACAAUUUCCGAACACCCCGCACCACAACACAGAAGGAUGUGGUGCUGCAGGAAGCCCAAAAUAUCUUGGCGCUGUCGAAUGUGGAAACGCCACUGAAAGGUGGAAUGAACACUCCGCUGGUGGAAUCCGAUUUUACCGGUGCCACUCCACGAAAAAAUGUUGUGCAAACACCGAAUGUGCUGUUACAAGCUUUGAAAACACCUGGUCAUCCAGGCGGUGCUGGAGGAAUGACCCCAAGAUCGAAUGCUGGGGUUAGCGAGCCUGGUGCAUCAGUCCGCGAAUCCGUCCGGGAUUCACUUCGAAUCAAUGUUGAUGAGGAGGUGGACGAUUCAUUAAACCAGGACGUAUUGCGUCGAAAACUCCGCGACGGCCUGUCAAGCCUUCCCGCCCCAAAGAAUGAUUUCGAAAUUGUUGUUCCGGAAGCGGAUGGCAUUGAGGAGGGUGUGGAAGUCAGCGACGAAAUGGAGUUGGCUCCGGAUGCGGACGAUCUGGAAACGCAACGUCAGUUGGCCGAAGAUGCUCGCCGGAAACUGGAAUGGAGUUUGCGAUCGCAGUCGGUCCAGCGCGAUCUUCCACGUCCCACCCAGCCAUAUAUGAUUAGUUCUCGACUGGAUGCUGCUGGAAUUGAUAAUGAUUACAAAUCGGCAGAGAAUCUAAUUCAUAAAGAAAUGUUAACUAUGAUGCAUUACGACGCGCUGAAAAAUCCGCAAGGGAAACUGGCGGAUGUGAAAAGUAGUUCCUGUGCGUUCUUAAAGGUGAAUCCAUAUGAGUCUUUUACAGCCGAUGAACUGACACAUGCCAGAAAUUUAAUUGCUGAGGCCGAAAGGGAUCUGGCUGUGGAUGCGGAAACGUUUAAUUCCGUUUGGGAAGAUAUCAAUAAGAAGGUGGCGUAUAUCGGAGAGAAGGAUCAUGUUCACCGCUUCGGCACGCUGGACGAGGCAUCUAAAAAAGAUGUGUGUGACUUUUUGGAAAAACGGAUUGAUGGAUAUUCGAAAGCGAAUGAAAGGCUGAAUGGAAGGCUGGAAAAAAUGGAUAAAAAUUUGGGCAUUAUGACUGCCGGAUACAGACAACGCGUUGCAGGGUUGUCGAAACGGCUAGAAGAAUCUGAAGCGACUCUAGAUCAAGCAAAUUUGGAUGUGACUUCGUUUGACUUGCUGAAGGCCAGAGAGGAUGUUGCUAUUGCGAGAAGAUUGACGAUGAUCGAAGAGGAUGUUAACAAACAGGCAGAACGAGAAAAGGCGUUACAACAACGCUUUAUGGAACUUCGUCGCCAGCUGGAGAAUUUCCAAACCGCUGACGAUGAUGAAGCUUGAAAGCGCGCGGAAUUCAGUGCAUUUCUGCAAAACCUAAAUACAUUUUAUGUUCAGUGGUCACUUGAUUUUGAUUGGUAGUUUCGUUAUUAUUCCUGGUAUAAUUUAUAUUGCACUGGGCGGAGCGCUUUGAGUGGACUUAGUCGUACCGAUAUUAUAAACGCGUACCGUGGAUGUAGAGCCGAAACGCGUGAACACAUAAUAAUGUUAUUGCAAACGCGUGAGUCAACGAAAUACGAUAUAUCUGGCAGCAGCUGUUGAAAAAUAAGUAAUAGUACUGUAAUGGUUACUCG
Paramacrobiotus metropolitanus is the source of this 2932-nucleotide messenger RNA. RefSeq names its product cell division cycle 5-related protein-like. Bases 309 to 2642 code for a protein of 777 amino acids. Gene Ontology annotation, cellular component: Prp19 complex; spliceosomal complex. Gene Ontology annotation, biological process: regulation of transcription by RNA polymerase II; mRNA splicing, via spliceosome. The record is from RefSeq and is a predicted model, not a curated record. Lineage: Eukaryota; Metazoa; Tardigrada; Eutardigrada; Parachela; Macrobiotidae. The transcript has 8 exons. Gene Ontology annotation, molecular function: RNA polymerase II transcription regulatory region sequence-specific DNA binding; DNA-binding transcription factor activity, RNA polymerase II-specific.